Molecule: messenger RNA, 1191 nt
Organism: Serendipita indica DSM 11827
Lineage: Eukaryota; Fungi; Basidiomycota; Agaricomycetes; Sebacinales; Serendipitaceae
Source: the annotation of a GenBank genome assembly
AUGGCUAGCGUCUCCAAAUUUGUGCCGUACAACCACGAGGACCCGUUGAAUUUGGAGUCGCUGCUUUCAGAGGAGGAGAUUGCCGUCCGGGAUACGGCAAAGGAAUAUUGUCAAGAGAAACUGCUUCCACGAGUGUUGGAUGCGUACCGUACAGAAGGUUUCGACGCAAGUAUACUCAAAGAGAUGGGGAGUCUUGGACUUCUUGGUGCAACUAUCAAGGGUUACGGAUGCGCCGGUGUAAGCAGCGUUGCCUAUGGACUCAUUGCCCGAGAGGUGGAGAGAGUCGACUCUGGAUACCGCUCGACGAUGUCUGUUCAGUCCUCGCUCGUUAUGCACCCUAUCAAUACCUUUGGGACAGAGGAGCAAAAGGAGAAAUAUUUACCGCUACUCGCCAAAGGAGAACUGAUAGGCUGCUUCGGUUUGACCGAACCCAAUAAUGGAUCGGACCCCGCCGGAAUGGAAACUACGGCGGUGAAGAAAGGUGAUGGCUACGUUUUGAAUGGAAGCAAGACGUGGAUCACCAACGCUCCCGUUGCGGACCUCUUUGUUGUAUGGGCUCGAUGUCAAUGGGACGGCAAAGUCCGUGGGUUCCUCCUUGAAAAGGGAAUGGAAGGCUUGACAGCCCCAGCCAUCAAGAACAAACUUGCAUUACGGGCCUCGCUCACGGGCUCCAUCUUCCUCGACAACGUUCACGCUCCGUCGACUUCUCUCCUUCCACACGGCUCAGGGCUUGGCGCGCCCUUCUCCUGCCUAAACAAUGCCCGCUACGGAAUUAGCUGGGGUGUCAUGGGCGCACUUGAAGACUGUCUCGACCGUGCACGGACAUAUGCGCUAGAGCGUAAACAGUUCAAGAAACCCAUUGCAAGUUUCCAACUUGUACAGAAGAAGCUGGCGGACGCCCACACAGAGGUUGCGCUCGGCUUGGGUGCGAGUCUGCAAGUUGGCAGACUAAAGGACCAAGGGGCUUGGGCACCGGAAAUGGUCAGCCUCGUCAAGAGGAACAACUGUGGAAAGGCGUUGAUGCAUGCACGGAUACUGUUGGAUGUUCUUGGGGGCAACGCUUGCAGUGAUGAAUACCAUAUCGGCCGGCACGUUGCGAAUUUGCAGGUGGCGAAUACCUACGAGGGUACAUACGAUAUACACACUCUUAUCCUGGGCAAAGCCAUUACGGGAAUCCAAGCAUUCGCAUAG